UACAGUUAGUCCAAAGAUCUGGGUCCUCAAAGCUGAGCUUUCAAGACAUUGCUCGAAUAUACGUCAGGCAAGUUAGACAAUAUGCGAAUCCAUCUCUCUGUCAAUUCUCACCAGCUUGAUCCUUCUUCCGGAGCUGGCCCAUCUUCUGGACCGCUAGCCAAGAUAGGUGGUGAAUUGGUCUUGAUCGAACUGCAAGGUGAACUAUCGUGGGAGGGUGAGCAAUCUGGAAAAGUUGUCGGGGUCCUUGGUCUUGACCGACCGGACAAGCCCACUCUGCACCUUGGAGAACACCACUUGCUACAUGGCAAAAUCACAACUCUGCAAAAGCCAUACGCUGUCAUUAGGAGACAGCUCGAGACCGUUCCCAUGGACGAUGAAGAAGGAGACAGAGCUAAUCAGAGCGAUGAUGGCGAGGCGGCGGAUGAUGACCACGACGAUGAAGAUGAUACGACACCUGAUAAGAAAUUGCGAUCGAAACAUGGACAAGGGAACGAUGAUGAGGAAGAUGAAGAAGACGAAGAACCUCUGUUCCCCCUUUCUGAUCCAAUUCGUACACCCCAUCAUACCGGCGCACCUCCAUCCAGUAGUCCGAUCUACCCUCCAAGCGUGGCUCGCGAUUAUUCGUCCGAGUUGGGCUUUUCAAGUCCAGCUCGAUGGGAUGCAGAGGAUGAGCAGGAGGACGAGGAUGAAGAAGCACAGACGACAAGAGCUGCGCUAGAAAUCCAACGUUUAACUGCCCAGAAGCGGAGGGGUAAGCGGAAGAGGGGAGAAAAGCAAGUCCGGACGAAACAUUACGAAGUCGUCGGGGUAGUCUGGAAAAAGGUUGUCUUUGCGUUGAGGCCUGAGCCGAUAGUGACUGCAACUGUCUUGCCCGAGUGACGACGCUCUUUUGCAUUUGUAUUAUGUUUCUGUAUCCGAGAGCAACUCUGUAUGUGCGGGAUAACCCUUCGCCCUACACAUGAUUGUUCAUGGCUUGACCUUGAGAUGCUCAAACACAAUUGGGAGGGUGCUUCCAUGCCACUGUCCUUUCAUUCUGAACGCUGCGUAUAAUAGACAGUACUGACUACGAACAAAUCG
Molecule: messenger RNA, 1077 nt
Organism: Kockovaella imperatae
Lineage: Eukaryota; Fungi; Basidiomycota; Tremellomycetes; Tremellales; Cuniculitremaceae
Exons: 3
Coding region: 82-879 (265 amino acids)
Source: RefSeq, a predicted model, not a curated record